AUGAAGGUAUCCUUUUCAGAGGUGGACGCGUUCUACAAGUUGGUCGCCGACGAGAAGCUGGGCGCCCGGAAGAACAUCUACCGCGUCCAUGGCGUCGUGUUGUCGGAUAAGGAGGCGGAUAGAUCGCAGUACAACUGGAAACAAAGCGACGGUUGGGGCGACCGGAGGCCACGCCGGCGUCAAGAGGUCCAAGUAGUCGAUGUUCCGAUGCUGAAAAUUGAUGGAAAUACAGUCGGGAUACCGCCAAAGCGCGAGGUGUGCAUCACCGGCCUCAACGACAACAUAAACGAGGACUUUCUCCGGAAAUUGGCAAUAAAGCACGGCGACGUGAUGGAUCUCUAUCUCUACCAUCACCCGGAAACGCGGCAAUACCUUGGCGUGGGAUUGGUCGUAUUUUAUCGUCCCCCAGCGGCUGCCGCCUUUUGCCAGGAGAACCACGGCAAAAGUCUGAUGGGCAAGGAGCUGAGCUGCCAUCUCGAUCCAUGGGCCGCCCUCGCUUCCCACCACUAUGAGGCUAAAACGUUGCGCGCGUGCCCGAUUCCGAAACAUCUGAAGGACAUGAAUGAGAAUCAGCUCCAGCAGCUGCGCGACCAAAUCACGAGGGCCUUGAGACAUGACGACACCUCCGUUGCCGGGGAGCCGAUGGACGUGGAGACGAACUCGCGUAGCCGUUCGAGCAGAGCUUCAACGCCACCACCAAGCCCUCCCGAUUGGCCGGUCGCCUCCGCUAACACCACCAUCUACGCCCCGGAUCCGGCCACCCCGAUCGAGCACCACCCGUCCGGCCAUCUGACCUACAGACUGCCUCCGCACAGCUACCAGUCUCCCGUCCCGCCGCCACCACCGCCAGAGCCCAAAUACGAGCCGAGACCGAUUUCUCGCCACGAGGAGCAGACGAACGCCUUCGUGCAGGGCCCACCGCCAGAACGCUUCCCGGCGCAGGCAAAACGAGGUAUCAAGUGCUCGAGGACGCCGAACAGCUCGUCCUCGCCUUCGACGGAGGAGCGCUAUCGCAGAGCCACGGAGAGGGAUUGGGAAAAGAGAGAAGCUCAAAAACGUCGUCGCCGCCACGGUUCGACCUCGAGCAGUUCCGCCGAAGAGGUGCGCACCACCAAGGUCCGCAAGCGCGAGGUGUGCGUUGAGAACAACCAGCGCCGCUACACCAAGAAGGAGUCGGUCAGCAUCGUCACCAUCAAGAAAAAGAAGGUGAAGCGCUCGAUUUCGCCUGUCGUCCCCGGGGCCGAGCCCAUAACUGAGACGUCGGAGUCGUCGUCUUCGGACAAUAGGAAGCUCGACGAGAAGAUCUCGAAGGCGUUGAAGUCGCAGAAAAUGAGCGUUGAGGAGCACAACCGCACUGGCGGCCAUCACUGGACGAGCAGCAGCAGCGACAGCGACGACAGUUCGCGUGGAGGGAAGAGGAGUUCGAAGCGGAAGCACAAGCAAUCCAAGCGGUACACUCCGACGCUGGACCCGAGGACGAUUCCGAUGCCUUCAGCGGCACCGUCAUCACGCUCGACACCGGCUCCUCCUCAUCGCACCCCGGUACACAUCCCCGUGCCGCCAAACGAGCCGCCACCGCCAUACUCGACGUUCGACCCGCACAACCAGCCACAUACACCACAUCCGCCCCCGGCACGCGUCUACGGCCAUCCCCAGCAACACGUCCAGGGCCCCUACAUCCCGCCCCAGGCCGCCAUGCAGCCCGUCGUCUUGCCGCCACCCGAUUUCUCCAAGCCGCCGCCGAUGCUGCCCUUUCAAAUGCAGCAGAAUCGGUUCCACGGCACGCCUCACCAAUCGCCGGUCACGCCUCUAUACGGAACGUCACCGACCGUCAAGCUCGAGCCCAUCAUCACCCCGGUCAAGGCGGAACCGCCAAAACCAUCAAAGGGAAGCAUCGAAGAGCGGCUUCAGUCCAUUUUCAAAGUCGGAGGCCCGGGCGCCUCGCCAGCGGACGCGCCACUUGUCCAAGAAACCAAGCCCGCCAUUAUCAGCCCGAAGAGACCCGUGCAACCGGCCGAGCCAACACGAAACCGUACACCGCAGCCAGAACCAAGGAAAAGUCGGUUCGAAGAUGCACCUCCGCCAGUUCGAGCUGCAUAUGUGCGCAAUGUACAGCCAAAUCAAGGCCGGCUGAUGGCCGCCACCGAAGAUAUCGUCAAGAUGAUCAUCGCCGACUUGAGCCAAAACGUCAACAAGGAUCUGCAGAAGAAGAUUGAGAAAGCGAUACUGGGCCUGCAGAGCGAAAGCUACACCCGGCGCAAACUCGAGCAGGAGGAGCGGAACAAGCAAAAGGCCCUGGACUCGGCGCGCGCCGCCCAACAGGCCAGACCGAAGGAAAUUCUAACCCCAGAAGAUUUGACCCGCCGCCUCCAGGACAACUCAUUUUCAAUGGCCAAGCUCGGGAACUACCGCAGAAUCCGACGCAGCAGCGCCGACAAGAUGGAGCCGGUCGCCCGCAGCAGCACGUCUCACACCAGCGAACGUGCGGCCAUCGGCUCUUCGGAAGAUGAGCGCGGUUCGCGCAGUGAUCUCGAGGAUACGGCCAGCUCGAUCGCGGGCCCAAGCUUUGCCAAGGACUCUACAAAGAUUGAGCUGCUCUCCUUUGCCUCGCCCGCUCCCUCAACAUCGGAUGCUGAAGCGGCGUUUGAGCCGUUGCACGUGCCGCUGAACUGCUCGCGCUCCCGGCCGUACGUGCGCAACGCCGACCGUCGCGAUCCGAUGGAGCCGAGCCCGGUGAUGUCGAUUCGUGACGCGGCCCUCUACGAGUACAACCCCCACAUCCUGGACCACCCCUACCCGAAGCGGUUCGGCAACCGGGAGCCGGAUUUGAGCCAGCCGAGCAAGGAGUGGCUCGCCGAGAACCGGAGCAAGUUGGAGAAGGCGAAGGCCGAAAGGCCGCCGAAGCUCCCGACCCCCGUCAAGCAACCCACGCCAAAGAAGCCGGAAAAGCCCGAGAAGAAGAAGACAGCACCGAAGGUUUCGAAGGCGUUGCGUGAACUUCUCGACCCGGUGACGGCUCGCGAUCUGAAGGCGCAGAAGCGAGAGCGAGACUACAAAUACGAGCGCUCGCCGCCCCCGGUGCACUUUGAGAAGCGGACGGCCAGCGAGGAGGCUGAGCUGAUCACAACGUUCCCGCUCGACCUUGAGGACCAAAAGUUCCUGAAGAUGGGGCUCGAGAAGCUGCAACCGCAACGCAUCCAGCUCGACGAGCGGAAAAACGACCAAUUCGAGCAGCUCGAACGGCUUCACAACGAGGCCGCCGAACCGCAUAUUGCCUUCAACGUUGCGCUGUACGCGCCGACACCACCUUUGCUGAAGCAAAAACGUACCAUCGGCCCGCUGCAGUUGUACUACAAGGAUGAAUCCCUCAUCGGCGUGAUGCCACACAAGAGCGGCUCGGCCCGGACUGAGAGAUACGAGAAGAUGACGUCGAAGCAGAAGCGCAGCCUCAUCCGCCGGCCGGAGGGGCCCGCCGAUCUUCGAACGGAUCUCAGCCAUCAAGACGAAACAAUUGUCCGACACGCGGCGAACAUGACGCGCGAGCAGAAGCAGUUGAAUCGCCGUCUGCGCGCCGAUUGCAACUCUGACCUCUUCAAGACGAACAUGCUAAAUUACCGCAAGAAGAUGAUCAAGUUUGCGCGGUCGAAGAUUCACGGCUGGGGCCUGUACGCGAUGGAGGACAUUGCCCAGGACGACCUGAUCGUCGAAUAUGUUGGGCAAAAGAUCCGCUCACAAAUCGCCGAGGAGCGCGAGGUGGCCUACGGGAAGCGCGGUAUGGGCGACAGCUACCUGUUCAGGAUCGACGAGCAUGAGGUGAUUGAUGCCACGCAAAAGGGCAACUUUGCCCGCUUCAUCAACCACUCGUGCCAGCCCAACUGCUACGCCAAGGUGGUCAACGUCGACGGGGACAAGCGCAUCGUCAUCUACAGCAAGACGGCCAUCAACAAGGGCGAUGAGAUAACGUACGACUACAAGUUCCCGAUCGAGGAUGACAAGCAGGAAUGCCUGUGCGGAGCGCCGAACUGCCGUGGAACGCUGAAC
Molecule: messenger RNA, 4041 nt
Organism: Mesorhabditis spiculigera
Lineage: Eukaryota; Metazoa; Nematoda; Chromadorea; Rhabditida; Rhabditidae
Source: the annotation of a GenBank genome assembly